This is a messenger RNA of Closterium sp. Naga37s-1, 1853 nucleotides long. NCBI's taxonomy places the organism in Eukaryota, Viridiplantae, Streptophyta, Zygnematophyceae, Desmidiales, Closteriaceae. The record is from the annotation of a GenBank genome assembly.
UGUCCGGCACUAGCCGAUUCACAACCACGGAUGAGGGGCACUACCAGUGCCCCUCUCAACGGAGUAUGUUUUUUGAGAAUUCUCAAAAGGACGAGACCUGGUCCGCAUUACCACUCCGCCGGUUCACCUACCGUGAGCUGCAGCAGGCCACGCAGUGGUUCGGCCCGAGCCAGAUCCUGGGUCGCGGCAGCUUCGGCACGGUGUACCGAGGCUCGGUGGAGGAGUGGCUCGGCGAGGAAGAUGACAGGAAGGUUCCAGGGGAGGAGAGAGGAGGAGGAGGGAAAGCACAGAGGAACGAGGAAGAAAGAGCAGGGAGAGCAGGAAGAGCAGGGAGAGCAGGGAGAGCGGGUGGUGGUGCUUCAGGUGGUGGUGGUGGAGGUGGGACGCCACGUCAGCGUGACGUGGCAGUGAAGGUGCUACACAGCGGCAGUUUCAAGGCCGUAGAUGAGUGUAUGUCAGAGAUUAUAAUGCUUGGGAGUUUAAACCACCCUAAUCUGGUGCGGCUGCUAGGGUACUGUAUGGACUUGAAUCGGCCCCGGGGGGGUGCUGCUGCAUUGCUGGUGUAUGAGCUUAUAGAGAGGGGGAAUCUGCACACGUGGCUGUAUCCACGUCAGCAGGAGGAGCAGGAGGAGGAGGGGGAGGAGGAGGAGAGGAAGCGGAGGUGGGGGGGUAUGAGUGAGGCUGCUACAGACAACGCUGCUGCUAUAGAUGAUGCUGCUAUACGGGAUGCUGCUGCUACAGCUGCUGCAGCGGCUAGGGGUGUGUCUGGUGCUGCUGCCAGUGCCAUUGAUCCCGCCACGCCUGUGCUGACGUGGCAGCAGCGCGUGCGCAUAGCUGUGGACGUGGCAAGAGGGCUGGAGUACCUGCACGGGCAGAACGUGAUUCACAGGGACUUCAAGACGUGCAACAUUUUACUGGAUGAGCACCUGAAUGCGAAGCUGACGGAUUUCGGAAUGGCUACAGCAGGGCCCGAGGCGGGCAAGUCGCGCGCUCCUUCGCAUUCUGAUAUCUCUCCCUUUCUCUCAUCCUUUCUCCCCACUCCACAGCACAUGCGUGCGAAGCUGACGGAUUUCGGCAUGGCCACAGCAGGCCCCGAGGCGGGCAAUUCGCAGUGCCAGUUGCUCUCUGCAGCCUCUCACCGCCCUCUCACCCACUCUCACCCCUCUCGGCCUUUCUCCCCACUCCACAGCACAUGCUGGCAGUGCCUGAGCAAGUCGCUUGUCUACUCGCAUCACGGGGAUGCUGGGGCAUCACGGGGAUGCUGGGGCAUCACGGGGAUGCUGGGGCAUCACGUGGCUCUGGGGCAUCACGUGGCUCUGGGGCAUCACGUGGCUCUGGGGCAUCACGUGGCUCUGGGGCAUCACGUGGCUCUGGGGCAUCACGUGGCUCUGGGGCAUCACGUGGCUCUGGGGCAUCACGUGGCUCUGGGGCAUCACGUGGCUCUGGGGCAUCACGUGGCUCUGGGGCAUCACGGGGAUGCUGGGAUACUGCAGGCGCGCAGUGACGUCUACUCGCUAGGAGUAGUGCUGCUGGAGCGCGCAACAGGCAGGUCGCCUCAUGCCCAUAGUGACGUCUACUCGCUGGGAGAGGUCCUGCUGGAGCUGGCAACAGGCCAGUCGCCCAGUGCUGCUCACAACACCCCCCACUCAUUGCCCACCACCCCCCCACCACACACCCAACCCCCCAUAGGCCACCUCACAGCGCGCAGUGACGUGUACUCGCUGGGGGUGGUGCUGCUGGAGCUGGCAACAGGCAGUGACGUGUACUCGCUGGGGGUGGUGCUGGUGGAGCGCGCAACAGGCCGGUCGCCGGGUGCUGCUGCUCGCAACACCCACCACACUGAAGAGCACUGA